GGGCGGGACUUCCGCCGUCCUCCUGGUGGUGGUCGUUUUGGUUCUGUCUGGUGUUUCACCAACUUCGGCCUAUGGCUCUGUCUGACGUCACCGAAGUGACGGAACGGAAAAGCGCGAGAAGCGGCUUGGUUCCCACCACGGAGAGGCGGGAGUGAGUCAACUGACAAGCGCUGGGGACAGUGGCGUCCUUGUCUUGCCUUUGUCGCCCCCGCCCCGCUCUUCCCUGGCUGGGCUGGCGGAGGCCUUGCUGAUGAACCUGACUGAGAAUGGAGUUGGGGAAGUCAGCAUAAAGAGCAGAUUUCCGGGAGAAGAUCACAGGUUGGAUUUUGGACAUGGUGAUUCUCAAAUGUCUCAAGAUGGAUAUGUCACACAGACAGGUGGACAUAAAGAAAGGUGCAGACCUGGCAUAACAGGGAUUCUGGAUUGCAUCUGUAAAAAGGGAGGCCUGGACUGGAGUCCCCUGGCGAUGGCAGAAAUGGACCCUACACAGGGCCGUGUGGUCUUUGAGGACGUGGCCAUAUAUUUCUCCCAGGAGGAGUGGGGGCACCUUGAUGAGGCUCAGAGAUUGCUGUACCGUGAUGUGAUGCUGGAGAAUUUGGCCCUUUUGUCCUCACUAGGUUCUUGGCAUGGAGCUGAGGAUGAGGAGGCACCUUCACAGCAAGGUUUUUCUGUAGGAGUGUCAGAGGUUACAACUUCAAAGCCCUGUCUGUCCAGCCAGAAGGUCCACCCUAGUGAGACAUGUGGCCCACCCUUGAAAGACAUUCUGUGCCUGGUUGAGCACAAUGGAAUUCAUCCUGAGCAAGCCAUAUAUAUUUGUGAGGCAGAGCUUUUUCAGCACCCAAAGCAGCAAAUUGGAGAAAAUCUUUCCAGAGGGGGUGAUUGGAUACCUUCAUUUGGGAAGAACCACAGAGUUCACAUGGCAGAGGAGAUCUUCACAUGCAUGGAGGGCUGGAAGGACUUACCAGCCACCUCAUGCCUUCUCCAGCACCAGGGCCCUCAAAGCGAGUGGAAGCCAUACAGGGACACAGAGGACAGAGAAGCCUUUCAGACUGGACAAAAUGAUUACAAAUGUAGUGAAUGUGGGAAAACCUUCACCUGCAGCUAUUCAUUUGUUGAGCACCAGAAAAUCCACACAGGAGAAAGGUCUUAUGAAUGUAACAAAUGUGGGAAAUUCUUUAAGUACAGUGCCAAUUUCAUGAAACAUCAGACAGUUCACACUAGUGAAAGGACUUAUGAAUGCAGAGAAUGUGGAAAAUCCUUUAUGUACAACUACCGACUCAUGAGACAUAAGCGAGUUCACACUGGAGAAAGGCCUUAUGAGUGCAACACAUGUGGGAAAUUCUUUCGGUACAGCUCCACAUUUGUUAGACAUCAGAGAGUUCACACCGGAGAAAGGCCAUAUGAGUGCAGGGAAUGUGGGAAAUUCUUUAUGGACAGCUCCACACUCAUUAAACAUCAGAGAGUUCACACCGGAGAAAGACCUUAUAAGUGCAAUGAUUGUGGGAAAUUUUUUAGGUAUAUCUCCACACUCAUUAGACAUCAGAGAAUUCACACUGGAGAAAGGCCUUAUGAGUGCAGUGUAUGUGGGGAAUUGUUUAGGUACAACUCCAGCCUCGUUAAACAUUGGAGAAAUCACACUGGAGAAAGGCCUUAUAAAUGCAGUGAAUGUGGGAAAUCAUUUAGGUACCACUGCAGGCUCAUUAGACACCAGAGAGUCCACACAGGAGAAAGGCCUUAUGAGUGCAGCGAAUGCGGGAAAUUCUUUCGUUACAACUCCAACCUCAUUAAACAUUGGAGAAAUCACACUGGAGAAAGGCCUUACGAGUGCAGAGAGUGUGGGAAAGCCUUUAGCCACAAGCAUAUACUUGUUGAGCACCAGAAAAUCCACAGUGGAGAAAGACCUUAUGAGUGCAGCGAAUGCCAGAAGGCCUUUAUUAGAAAGUCUCACCUGGUUCAUCACCAGAAAAUCCACAGGGAAGAGAGACUUGUGUGCUCCAUGAAUGUGGGGAAUUCUUUAGCUAAAACUCCAACCUCAUUAAACAUCAGAGAUUUCACAAUGGAGAAAGUUUACCAUUGACUAUUGUAAUUGGGUAGUAAUGUUAUAUAAAUUCCACAUUUUUAUGCAACUAAUCUCCAGAACAUUUUUCCUCUUACCAAAAAGUAAAAUGCUGUACCCAUUAACAACAACUCAUUCCCCUUCCCUACUUCCCCAGAAAUGUCUCAACUAUAUUUCUAUACUCUAUGGUACUUAUAUGAGGUACCAAUAGAUAUCUAUGAAUUUGAUAUCUAUUUGUACCUCAUAUAAGUGGAUUCUACAGUAUUUAUCUUUUGAGACUGGCUUAUUUCACUUAGGAUAAGGUCUUCACGGUUCACCCAUGUUGUAUAAUGUGUCAGAAUAUCCUUCCUUUUUAGGUGAAAUAAUAUUCUCUGGUAUUUAUAUGCCACAUUUAUUUAUCCAUUCAUCUGUUAGUGGAUACUUGGGCUACUUCCACCUUUUGCCUAUUGAAAUAAUGCUGCUAUGAAGAUGAGUGUACAAGUGUCUAUUCAAGAUUCUACUUUCAAUUCCUAUAGGGUAUAUACUCAGAAAUGGUGGUGCUGGAUCAUACAGGAUUUCUUUUUUUUUUUUUUGAGACAGAGUCUUGCUCUGUUACCCAGGCUGGAGUGCAGUGCUGUGAUCUUGGCUCACUGCAAGCUCCACCUCCCAGGUUCAUGCCAUUCUCCUGCCUCACCUUCCCGAGUAGCUGGGACUACAGGUGCCUGCCACCACGCCUGGCUAAUUUUUUUGUAUUUUUAGUAGAGACGGGGUUUCACCGUGUUAGCCAGGAUGGUCCUGAUCUCCUGACCUUGUGAUCUGCCUGCCUUGGCCUCUCAAAGUGCUGGGAUUAUGGGCGUGAGCCACCGCACCUGGCCAGGAUUUCUAUUUUUAAUAUUUUUGGGAAAAUUUUUCCAUAGUUCCUGUGCCAUUUUACAUUCCCACCAGCAGUGCACAAGGAUUGCAAUCUAUAUACAUCCUCACCAACAUUGUUCAUUUUCUAUUUCUGUUUUUGGGGUUUUUUGUAGUGCCUUUUGUUUUGGAUAGCAGCUAUCCUGUUGGAUGUGAGGUGGAAUCUAUAGUGUCUUUCAUUUUUAUUUUGUGAAUGAUUAAUGAUGUUGAGGAUCUUUUCACGUGCUUGUUAGGCAUUUGUGUAUCUGGAAAAAUAUUCAAGUCUUUUUUUCCAUUUUUAAUGGGACUAUUUGCUUUUUGUUGUUGAGUUGUAGUUCUUUAUACAUUCUGGAUAUUAACUCCUUACCAAAUAUAUGCUUUUUACAUAUUACCUCCCAGUCCAUAGGUUGCUUUUUCGCUCUGUUGAUUGUGUCCUUUGAUGAAAUUUUAAAUUUUGAUGUACUGUUGACUCUUUCUGUCUGUGGGUUCUGUAUUCAUGGAUCGAAGCAACCAUGGAUCAAAAGUAUUUGGAGCAUCCAUGGAUUGCAGUGAUCAUUAAUCAAAAAUAUUUGGAAAACAAAAAAGGUAGUUGCAUCUGUACUAAACAUGAACAGACAUUUUUUCUUGUCAUUAUUCCCUAAACCAUAUAGUAUAAUAAAUAUUUACAUAGCAUUUA
This is a messenger RNA of Pan troglodytes (chimpanzee), 3599 nucleotides long. It is a transcript of the gene ZNF548, whose product is annotated as zinc finger protein 548. Bases 251 to 2077 code for a protein of 608 amino acids. Lineage: Eukaryota; Metazoa; Chordata; Mammalia; Primates; Hominidae. The transcript is spliced from 6 exons. Gene Ontology annotation, molecular function: RNA polymerase II cis-regulatory region sequence-specific DNA binding; DNA-binding transcription activator activity, RNA polymerase II-specific. Gene Ontology annotation, biological process: regulation of transcription by RNA polymerase II. Gene Ontology annotation, cellular component: nucleus. The record is from RefSeq and is a predicted model, not a curated record.